AUGGAGGGUGGUGAUGUGAAUGAGGAAGGUCUUCAAGGUAAUCAAGCUCCUCAAGUUAACCAAGCUCCAGUUGAUCUCGUGGAUGAGAAUGUGACCCAGACGGAGUUUAGGUCUACUAUCCAAAUGUUGACCCAAUCUAUGACGGCUCAAGCUCAAGUCGUGGCAACUCAAGCCCAAUCCAUGACGGCCCAAGCCAAUAGAUAUGUUGGGACUCAUGUGAACCCUAAUAUGAAUUCCAUGGCUUCUAGAUUGAGGGAUUUUUCAAGAAUGAACUCUCUCGUGUUUCUUGGUUCCAAAGUGGGUGAUUCCGUAGUGGCUAGGAAAGUUUAUAGAAGUUGUCCCAUUUCCUUGUCUCAUAAGGUUACUUUGGUGGAUUUGGUGGAGUUAGACAUGUUGGAUUUUGAUGUGAUUUUGGAGUGGAAAGGGGGGAAUUCCAUCCCUAGAGGUCAAUUUGUUUCUUGCCUUAAAGCUAGGGAAAUAAUCUCCAAAAGGUGCAUUUACCAUCUUGUUAGGGUGAAGGAUGUGGAGUCCGAAACCCCCUCUCUAGAGUCAGUUCCGGUAGUGAAUGAGUUCCCAGAAGUUUUCCCCGAUGAUUUGCUCGGUAUUCCUCCCGAGCGAGAAAUAGAUUUUGGUAUUGAACUUUACCAAAUAGGCAACCUAUCUCCAUUCCUCCCUAUAGAAUGGCUUCGGCGAAGUUAA
Solanum stenotomum is the source of this 699-nucleotide messenger RNA. RefSeq lists its product as uncharacterized. Bases 1 to 699 code for a protein of 232 amino acids. The transcript has 3 exons. NCBI's taxonomy places the organism in Eukaryota, Viridiplantae, Streptophyta, Magnoliopsida, Solanales, Solanaceae. The record is from RefSeq and is a predicted model, not a curated record.